AUGUUUGUUCCCAAAGGAACCUCACGAAACCCUCGGAGGCGCCCACGCACGAGCUCCGAUGACUCUGUGAAGCCACCAAAAGCCAAGAGACAACGCUCCGUGUUGCGACAGGAGGGAAAUUCGCCAUCUGAAAUUUUGAACCACGAUAAUGAGCGAGAGCUUGUCAACUCAGCUACCUCAUUUCCGCUCGGUGAUCUGCCGGGUGGCGAUCUGCAUCUCCCAAUUCGAGGCAUGAAGCCAAAUGGAGAAUCCAGCAGCGAUCUUGAAGGCACAAUUGUUUUAUCAAGCACAGAUUACUACACAGUCGAACAACUGCCAGCGUUGCCUGACCAAAUUCGGGGCUCCCAGUCAGACCCGCUUAAAUGCUUUUUUGCAACUGGUCAAGGGUACGCACUCGCGUUAACACAUUCGCAUGCAGUUGUGUGGCCAUAUUCCGUCCCGAACUCGACACCAUCGCCUUCCGAAACAUUCACAGUAUCCAUCCCCGAGUCGUGCAGAGAACUCAGUGGGCCCGUGCCAUUGGGUGUCCUUCUAUCGGCUGCCACAGGAGAAUUGCCAGGUCUCCUGGUCGUUGUUCCAUCAACCGGGAGAAUUGUCUACUGGGAAACAGUGUCUGGUGCUGCAACACUAGGUUUAUCUCGGCAAAGACAGAAUGGAAUUCAAGGGUCUAUACCCAGUCUUCUGUCUGGUGAAUAUGCUACCGAGAUUAUGAAUUGUGAGCCCUCUGGGAUAAUUGCAACAUUUUCAUCGGGGCGUGCAGCCCAUAUCACCCUUAGAGACUCACAGGGAAAACCUUUUGUGUCUGUGAAUUUCUUGAGGAGCGCAACGGGUAUUGGGGGAGGUGGAUUUCUCGGUGGGAUCAAGAGUGUUCUGGGAGGGGGCUACUGGAGGAAAGAAGUAACAGCAGUGCGUGCCGGUGGAUCUCGUCAGCGAGGUCAGCGUGAUGUGAUUAUCGCAACCUCUACCGGUCUUGUGGAGAUAUGGGAUACCCACUGGAACCAUGGGAACGCUUUGAAGAAGAAGUAUGAUGUCAAAAAUGAUAUUAUGACUGCACUUCCACCCAUGUCACAAGAUACUGGGAAGGUGGAGGUGGACGCCGAUCUGAAGGUCAUGGACUUUGCUUAUUCUGGUCAACAAUCUUCUGAUGAUCAUGGCCCCCAGGAUUCAAAUGAAUCAUGGAGACUAUUUUUGGUGGUCAGCUCCGCACAAUGGCUGGAGGCCAAGAAAGCUUUUGUCGUCGAAGUAAGCUUGACCGGAAACGAGUCGCAGGUGAUAUCUACUCGCACUGUAGAUCUCAACAGCAUCCCAGCUCAACGAGGUGAAUUCAAACCAAAGCUACUCGUUUCAAAAUACGAAGCUGUCGCAUUCAUACUGAUAGGACAAUCACUUGUCAUCUUGUCUCUGUCGAAUGGCAUACAAGAGACACCAAGUUCUCAAUUGCUUCGGGGAUCAGAUGUACUGCCAUUGUCUUUCCAGGAUACAAUUCACUUCCAAUCAGGCACAGAUCAUGAAAUUCUGGGCUUUGGUCCAAAUGGUAUGUUGGAGAGCGAAAGCCGCGCUUCGUGUGUGAUGAUGGUUCGAAACUUUGGUGUCGUUCGUGUGAACGUGGCACCUCAAUACCCAACAGAGAACGAGGUGGACGAGGGCCAACUCAGUGCGAAACACAAGCUUGAGCAGGCAAUAUUCUUUGGAACAAUGGCGAAGAAUCCAUUAGAUCUGGUUGGUGAAGGCGGCUUAAGCUUUGCUACGAAUGAAAUCGAACAGGCCUCGCUUGAUAUAUGUGGAGACCUCUUAAGGUCAGAAUCACGUUUCAUCCCUAACACCUCAAUCUCCAUCGACGAAAAUCUGCGCUUGAGAGCUAAGGCUCUGGACGAUCUUGCGUCAUUGUUGGGCCAAAAAGGGAACCCGUUAAGCCGACCCGCUAGGUGGGAGCUGCUAUGGGGAGCAGAAAAGCUUGCUGCCCAAAGAGCUAUGUGCGCGUUGGAGAAUGUCUUCCGGUCCGGUGACGAGAGUCCAUUUAUUAGCCAUGUCAUCGAGUCUAUGAAUGAUAAAUUCAAGACACGCCCUUCGGGUACCCAACAAGGUGAAACAACGGAUCCUACACGUCAUUGGUUCCUACGGGACUCCUUUCAGAUGGAGCAUAUCAUACCAUGGAUCAAAAAUGCAAUCAAGCCUCGACGCGGUAAUUCUUCGAAACAGGCACGGAAGUUAUCUGAACAGAUUCUUCAAGCCAGCGAGGUACUUCUUGCGAUCAUGGAAACAGCCUACAACUUUCGUGAUCUGCACGCUUCGGCCUAUGGGCUUGGGGAUGAGUUUUUGGAGGACGGUGUCCUCGCUGGGGGAUAUGAAGACCUUCCCGAGCCCUGGACAUCCAGAGCAGUGGGUUAUGCCGAAACAGGCCACCUACUUGAUUGGGAGCUAGAUAGCUGUCGAGCUUGGAUUCAGCAAAAGACAGCAAGCGCAGAUGCGCCCGAUGGCCAAACGCUGAAAAGGAUUGCUGAAAACAGUGCCCGUCAUCUCCGUAUCCUUGGUCAAAUGCACCGGGAGCGAACCCAAUGGCUCACUGCUCAGGACGAUCCAAAACUAGCAGAUGAAAGUGUCUCGAUCGAACAGACGCACGCCAAGGAACGCAAAUGGCAACUUUUUAAGCUGGCCGGCAUUGGUCACCUUCAAGACGCCCUGCGCCUGGCAGAAAGAUUUCGAGACAUGUCGGCUCUGGUUGAGCUCAUAAUCGAAUUGCAAGACCAGGUAAAAGGCCAACGGACACAGGAUGUCUCGGUCGAUCCCGCAGCUACGGGGGAGAGUGAAGCCGAUGUUGCGCACCGAAUCUCGCAGUAUUUUGAAAAGUUCGGCGAAUCAUGGGCGGAUGCGUAUUUCUCACGUCAAAUCUCGAUGGGCCACCCAGGAGCCCUACUCUCGAUGCGAAAAUACCAACCAUCUAUCACUCGUUUCUUACGAACCACUCCAGCAUACUCUAAGUUAAGCUGGAUCAAUGAUGUGACUGGUGAAGAUGAUUAUGAAACAGCGGCUGUUUGUUUGGAAAAUCUAGCAAUCGACAGCGAAAAACAGUUGUGGUGUCAUCGCGUCCAAGUCUCGUUAGCAAAGCUCAACAGAUUGGCUUCGCGUGAACAUAUGCCAUCUAGCAAUCAUGAGUCUGGGUUGAAGGAGGAUAUCAAACGCCUGGAUGGUUACAGCGAAGUUGAUGGAGUACAAGAACUGCUCCAGCUCCACGUUCAACCUAUUUUGGAGGGUGCAAUUGAUGAGAAGGCCGAGGCGGAACUGGCUUUAGAUUAUUUCGGAGGACAUCUCACGGAAGACCGCCCUUCCCUGCAUGAGAUACUCAGCGACAUUCUUUCCACUUUAGUGAGCCGGAGGAUUGUCGGCUCAGACGGCUUGAUUGACUUGCUCACUCUAAUGAGCUCAUCUCACGAGCCUUCUGAAGAGGGGGACAGUGAGCUUCGUGGCCGGGAGUUCUAUCAUGCUCUCCGGGUACUUGACCACAGUCGCUAUGCUCAACAAGACCCAUCCUAUUUUUCAGCACUGCGGAAAUUAAUCUGGCGACGGUGCAUGAUCAAAGAUAACUGGGAAGCUCGCGGGAGAGCCGCCGAGGAACCCAAUGGAGAUUUCAGCAGCGCUACUAGUUCCACUGCUCUCCAUCAAACUUUAUUAACCUGUCUAGCCGAGCAUGCCGAAGCAGGUCCUCAGUCCCUGUACAAUCCUCUGUCCCCGAUGGAUGUUCUUAUGGCAGACUCAGAGUCUGACAUUCUUGUCUCGCGCUUCCGACCCGAGCAAAGAGCUCGGGUGGCGGUUGACUUGAAGCGAGAGAAUGAUCUGCUACAAGAUUACAUCAAAACAGGGAAGCUGGACUUCUGGCACCAAAACCUUCUGUCCUCUAUCACGUCCAUAUCAUCCUCCAGCACUGUGGCUCCGCUCAAGGGUUCUAGUCUUGGUAAUACACAGUCUGUGGAUACUUGA
Messenger RNA from Penicillium verhagenii, 3975 nucleotides. Its product is annotated as putative nuclear pore complex subunit Nup133. The record is from RefSeq and is a predicted model, not a curated record. Bases 1 to 3975 code for a protein of 1324 amino acids. Gene Ontology annotation, biological process: protein import into nucleus; transcription-dependent tethering of RNA polymerase II gene DNA at nuclear periphery; poly(A)+ mRNA export from nucleus. Gene Ontology annotation, molecular function: structural constituent of nuclear pore; protein binding. The transcript is spliced from 4 exons. NCBI's taxonomy places the organism in Eukaryota, Fungi, Ascomycota, Eurotiomycetes, Eurotiales, Aspergillaceae. Gene Ontology annotation, cellular component: nuclear pore outer ring.